Messenger RNA from Pseudonaja textilis, 1999 nucleotides. RefSeq names its product selenoprotein K (gene SELENOK). Gene Ontology annotation, cellular component: endoplasmic reticulum membrane; Golgi apparatus. Gene Ontology annotation, biological process: calcium ion transport; endoplasmic reticulum calcium ion homeostasis. The record is from RefSeq and is a predicted model, not a curated record. Lineage: Eukaryota; Metazoa; Chordata; Lepidosauria; Squamata; Elapidae.
CCAAUGGAAUCUUCCCAACGCUGACUUCCUUGUUGAAGGGGCGGAGCGAAAGAAGGAACACCGAGGGGAUCGGCUAGGGGGAUUGCCGGGCACUCUCGGGGCGUAAACGAGGCGGCGUAAGCGAUGGUUUACAUUUCGAAUGGACAAGUUUUGGAUAACCGGAGUCGGGCUCCAUGGAGUUUGUCAUCUAUAACUGACUUCUUCUGGGGAAUAGCAGAUUUCAUAGUAAUGUUUUUUCAGAGCAUUGUUCACCCAGAUUUGAGGAGAGGCUACGCAUCUUCUUCUUCUUCAAGAUAUGACGAUGGAAGAGGACCUCCAGGAUUUCCUCGUCGUAGAAUGGGUCGAAUAACCCACUUUGGAGGUCCAAGUCCCCCACCAAUGGCUGGUGGUGGAUGAGGAAGGUAAACGCCUGCUUUAAGAAGCAGGCGUCAGACUACAUAUUUGCAUGACUAAAAGAACCUGAUCAAGAAUGCAGCAAAGGGAUCUGAAGGUUGCAAAUAUAUUGUCUAAAUGAUUUGACUGCUCUGUGAAUCAGCAGAACAAUGAAGUUGUACUGGGAAUUCCAUUUUCUAGGAUCCAGUGUAACUGAAGUGCAGUUCUAUUAAAUGCACCUGUUUACUGUCUGUUUUAAGCCUUUUGUAUAGCUGUUGGAUAUUUUGUGCUAGUUGUAAAGUUAUGGAAAUAUAUAACUUUGCAAAAUACUGAGUUGGGAUCAUUUAAUUGUAAUCAAUAUUUUAGAAUGGACAAAUUGUGCACAUGAAGAUUUAAAAAAGCACAAUCUCAGAAUAUGUAUGUUAAGAUCAGGAAGAAACUGCUACAAACUUAAGCUACUUCUAACAUCCCACUAGAUCUAUAUACCUUAAAAUGCUUUUGGUGAGAUUAUUACAUGUUCAAAUUCUUUUCUUUUUAUUCUAAUUUUAGCAUAUACACAUUCAUACAAAUCUUGGUUAUCUCAGUUAUGUUUUGAAGGAAAAUGGUGUCUUGUGUUUUGAACACUAAUUGAUUAUGGGUUAAAGUCAGCAGACCAUCUGUGGACAUCUAGCUGUUUGAAAACUAUAAUUCCCAUUUUUCCCCCAUUAUCUACACCUAUUAUCUGUGUUACUUAAAAUUUAUGAUCUGUUUCAUUUUGACCUCUUCUUUGCCAUUUUAAAUCCCAGAUAAAAAAUAUGACCUUAUUUCAGUUUAUGUUAAUAAAUAUAUAAAUAAAAGUGCAUUGAUCAUGAUUGCUAAAUCCUCACACUAAAUCCUGGUAACUAUUCAUUUGCAAAACUUAAUGCUCUCCAAGAGUUUUAGACUAACUCAGUUUCCCUUAAGUUUCAUUCUGUUUAUGUAUGGGAGUCCAAUUCAUCUAUAAGUACCAUUACAGAGGAAGCUCUAAUGAGUUUUCUGGGACAAUUUAAUACAAUUUCAUACUGGAAUCUCCCUUCUAAAAAAAAUUAUUUCUUAAGUUUCUUUAACAGAUUAGUAUAUUCUGUGUAUUUUUCUGCCAGCUGUACAUUGCUCUUUUUUAUGCUGAAUAUUGUAUGUGACUUGAGUGUUUGGAAGUUGACUGGAUCUAUAGAAAAGGAUGCUGCUGGCAAGUGAUGGCAUAUUGCAUUAGGAUUAGCUCUAUUUAAAAGUGGAUAUAAAACUGGUUUUAAAAGGGACCAUUACAGGGGCUGGAUAAAACAUUUAAAGAGUGCUUUGCAAAAUAUAGUAGCAAAAGUAAGGCUCUCCCCCGCUUCUGAAUUACUAAAGUUGUACAUCCUUGAGAUAGCUGUUCCAAAGACUGCCUCUGGCUGUUUGCACAUGUGGGUGCAGGUACAGCUGUGCCAGCAGUUCCCUGUGGAAAUGUCUGCAUACAAAUACACAGCUGGUCAACAAAGGAAGGAAAGCAGCUUUCCAAAGGAGACAGCUACUUUUCUGCUUUUGAGGAAAUAAGCUUUGCUGGUGUUAGUGCAUUUGUAAAACUCUUCUUUCAUAUGUGCUGUACAGCUUUAGGAAACUUUAAUAAACUUCA